GAACGCCGACGUCGACGCACGCCUCUCGUUUUCGCGCGCUUCUCGCACUUCUCGGUAAAUGCGCAAAAAAGCCAGCAACGAAAUCAAAUCAAAUCAAAUCGCAACGCAUGGUGAAUACAUGUCCGUUUUAUUAAUAGAUUCCGCAACAGCCAUAAAGCGCAUAUUUCGAAAGAGAUAUAUAAUAUAUAUACAUACAUAUAUAUAAAUAUAUGUAAUAAAGUGAGGCCCUCGAUGAAACAGUGUUGAUAAGAAGUGUACACACACAUGCACAGCGUAUAAAACUAAAAGAAUUCGCGGCGCGCGCGAGUUAGUUGCUAAUAUUGCGUAUACGCAAGGUCUGCCAAAAGUAAUACACAUCAACCUAAUUCAGCCUACCACAACAAAAAGGGGAACUCACAAGCAAACGGCAUAUCAAAGCGAACAUUUUCCAGUUGCGGAUUUUUUACACAGCGAGCACCGUACGCGCCUACAUGGAUUUAUAUAGCACAUUUACAGCAACCAAGGAUACUGAGACUUGGGCAGGAUAGCAGCGAUGCCAGCCAGCGGGUUGCAAUCUCCACCAGGUCGACAGGCAAGCGGCAUAUCAGGAUAAUACCAGGGACUCGGACAUCAUGGCUCCUCUAUUUGUCUAGUUGGCAAAUACCAGCGAACCGGGAACCAGGCCACACGCACACACCCCUCGUCGUACACUCGCUUACACACACACACACACGCACGCACCCGCUCACACGCUCAGACAAACAAGGACGUUUGCCAUUGUGCGCGUCAAGGACGUAGACACACGUACGAGCUUUGUUGCUGUUGUGCCAUACAAACAGACCAAAACCAGAGUCGCAAGUGGGCGUGCCAGCGGGUAGGCGGCCUCUGAUUAAAUAUACAUCAGUCAAGCGCAAGGAUCCUAAUUUCCAGCAGUUGUCCUGUGCAAAAGGACAUAGCACACGGACAGCGGACAGCGCCAAAACGGGACACUAACUUUCGAGCAGGGAAAAUGGCGCGACGCAAGGGCAGCGGUCGAGGCAAAUCUACGGUGAAUUCCCGCAAGAGUGCUUUGGAAUCGGUCCGAGAAAAACCGAAAGAUGAGCCCACUGCAAAUACGUCACAGGAUAAUAAAUUCGAUAAUAAUAUGGAAAAUGCAACCACCACAACGGCCAAGCAUUACAAAACCGCAGGCAAACAGUACAAGACCAAUAAAGUGAACAAUACGCGACGUGCCACAGCAGCAGCGGCAGCAGCAGCAGCAUCAACAACCACAUCAGUAACAACAGCAGCAACGCCAACCAAGAAGCGGACAUAUCGGGAAACUGCAACAGCAACCACAGUCACUCAGAGAUCCACCAACAAGGCCAACAUUGCAGCAGCGGCAGCAGUUGCACUGGCGGCAGCAACAGAGGCAACUGCAACUGCAUCAGCAACUGCAACUGCAACUGCAACUGCAACUGCAACAGCAACAGUAGCAACAUUAACAGCCUCUAAAGCGGCAGCAAUAGGAGCAGCAACAGAUGUUGCUGGUGGCAACAGCAGCACCAGCAGCAAACUCAGCGCAAGCUCACGAGAUAAGCUAGGCGAGGUGCCGCUGCCGACUGUUGACAGCGCGAACCACAUCAUCAGCAACAAUAAUAAUAAUAACAACACAAAUAAUAAUAACAACAACCACCACAGUGAUAAUAGUAUUAGUGAGAAUAGUUAUGAAUUUAAGAGUAGAGAUAAAGCAAGUCUAAGUGAUAGCAAAAUGACGCUACAACAGAUGGCAGCAGUCAGCAGCAACCAGGAGCCAGUGGCUCCUAACGUGGCCAACACGAUGAGCAACUCGAGCAUCAUCGGCAGCCAGCAGACCACCGUAAAUGCCACACCCGCCACCGAUGAGGCUCCGUUGGGGGAUUGGUCAAAUAUUUCACGCUAUCUGCACAAGAAGUUCAAACGUUUGGCCAGCACCACCGAGGUGGAGAGCGGAAACACGACGAAUGGCGGCGGAGCACUGCAAGCUAGCGGCGAUGCUGUUCGCACCACAUCGCUGUCUUCAAACAGUUCGCUUUCACCACCACCACCAACAACGCCGCUGGCCAACGGUCACCACCUGAUGACCCAACAGCAAAGCCACCAGCAAGUGCAGCAGCAGCAACAGCCGCUGCCGCCGCCGGUAGCAACACAUGAAUUCAGUGCCAAUUUUGUAAAUAGCAAUCAUGUCAAUGCCAUUGGUCAUGAGGAGAGCAUCAUCAGCAAUAGUGGCUACAAAGCGGCGGGAAGAACGCGAACGCCUCUCACCAACAGCAACAGUAACAGCAACACGAACAGCACCAGCAUCAACAGCAACCAUGCAGCACAUGCCACACUGUCACCGGCCUCAUUUGCGCAGCAUCAGCAAUUAACGCAGCCAACAACGGCAAGUCCUGGAAUUCCAGGCGGAGCAGCGCCAAAUCCUGCAUGCGAGAAGUCCGGAAGAUACGUUUGUCCAUACUGUAACCUGAUCUGUGCCAAGCCCUCUGUGCUGGAGAAGCACAUACGGGCCCACACAAACGAGCGGCCGUAUCCGUGCGACACGUGCGGCAUUGCGUUCAAGACGAAGAGUAACUUGUACAAACAUUGCCGCUCCAGAUCGCAUGCAGCCAGAGCUCGGGGCCUGGAAGUGCCAGUCGAUGCGGACGAUGGCUUGUCCGAUCAGGAUGCAGAGCUGAGCAACAGUAGUUCAGAGUUGCCGAGUCGCGCUGGUUCGCCUUACGACGAGCCCAUUAAUUCGCCCACACCCUCACCCUCCACUCUGUCUGCGGCCAAGAGUGCAUACAUCCAACAGCCUCCGCUGCCCACUUACAUGCAGCAAUUGCCUCUCGGCUCGCCGGCCGCAGGAACAUUGCCACCCACCACAGCGGACAAUCACCACUCGGCCACUGCCCAGCAUCGCCAGUCGAUCGACUACAAACCAUAUAAGCCCAAGUUCCACAAUGCCUCGUUGUACUCCUGCAGCAGUAAGGAGUUGCAGCAGCAGCAGCAGUUGCAGAUGCAGCAGCAACAGCAACAGUUUGCGCAGCAAAAGCUGUCCAUUCAGCUUCCUCUGGUGCAGCAGCCGUCACUGGCGCAUCCCACGCUUUCGCCAAGCACGCAAAUGAAGAUGAAGCACCACAUCAACUCGCAUCAGAUCCAGUUGCAAAUGCAGCAGCAGCAAUCCCUGUUGGCCCAGCAAUCACUGCUGGCCGCCAUGCCACCUGGCGGGGUGUAUUACCUGGGUCAACCUCCAUACUACAACCAAGAUACUGCGGCUGCCAUUCACCAGCAUGCGUUAGCCAUUCAGCAAUUCCAAAUCCACCUGGCACAGCAGCAGCAACAGCAGCAGCCACACCCGCCGUUGGUCAAGCCGCCACCACCAAUGCAACAACCUCCAAGUCUCCCGCCGCAACAGUUGGUGCGUGCCAAUAGCCAGAUUUCCAGUGUAGCUACAGCACCUGCCACUCCCACGCCCGCCGCCAAUCUCAGCAGUUUUGCCAGCUCAAGUGGUGGCAAGCAAGUAAAUGUGGCCAAGGUGCAGGAGCACAUUUCCAAGUUGAUCUCUCAAAAUGAAGCCAUAGUUGAAAACAAGGAGAUAUUGCUGCAGAAGAAGUACCCCAAGCAACUUAGUCGUUCCCGUAGUUUUAACAAUACCAACAGCAAUAAUGCUUCACAACACGGGAGCAAUCCGUCGGCAUUGCAUGCAAACAACAGUCACAACACUAAUGCACAGAUGCCAGAGCGCGAGACUAAAGCGAAUUUGGCACAGGCCAUCUUCCAGAAACAGCAACAACAGCUUCAGCAGCAACAGCAACAGCAGAUAACCCAGCAGCAGCAGCUCGAGCAACAGAACUACUAUACGUACAUGCAACAGCAACAGGAAUGCCAACAGCCACAGCAACAGCUAGAACCUCCAAAUGGGGUGGUUAAAAGGAAUUCCUAUAAGCCUGGGGUAAUGACGACGCCUGUAAAGCAGCAGCAGCAACAACUUCCUCCCCCGCCCUCCCCGUUGCCCAUGCAAACAAUGCAAUAUCGCCAGGACCCUGCCACACCAGUAGCAAAAAUUGAACAACCGACUACGGCAGUGCCUGUUAUGCCUCUUAAUUUAUCAGCGAAGCCACAACCAACUCUGGUAACUGUUCCUGUGAGUUCAUUGUCUACCAACUCCCUGCCACCGACUGCUACCAAUCCGACUAGUAGCUCGAAAACUGCUCCACCAUCUGCCCAGGUGAAUAACUCGAUAAUUAAGAACCUACUGCUUAAUGCUCGAGGAUUAGCCGUGCCGAUUGGCGAAGGCGAUGAUGCUGUUUAUUCGUGUCCCAUCUGUGCGAGCGAAUUUCGCAGUGCGGACGAUCUGAAGCUGCACAACAGCACUUACUGCCAGGAUGCGAGCUCCAGUGCCCCAAUGAGCCCAGCAUCUUCGCCCUUCCGCUCCAACUCUAUCUCAUUGAGUCUACCGGAGCUAAAGAGCCACAUGGCCAACUCCAAGAAUCCGUUGUCUCUGGCUAAGUUGGCCUGGUCGCAGUUAAAAACCAAAAGGAGCAGUUUGGUUUUAAGUCGCCUUAGUGCGGCACAGACACCAGCAAGGACAUCAACGGUAACAGCUCCCACUGUAACUCCUUCUGCCCCAGCUCCUGCUGUAGCCACAGUCAGUGCUCCAUCAUCAGCACCUGCCCCCCAGAUUGAAGCUCUGCGCUUUGUGGAUGCACCUCUACCAUCGCCUGGUCCAUUAUUGGGAAAAACUCCCUUAGUGGACUAUGCUCAGCAAAGUGCACCGCGCAAGGCCCAGGAUUCUGUGGUAAUCACUAAAAUGCACGAGGAUCGGCAAUUCGUAAUUGAAGCUCAGCCCGCCAAACGCAUCAAGACUAGCGAUUUGACGGCUGCAUCCUCCUCUCAGCAACCGACAAGUUUCAACUUUUCCUUCAAUAACCAGAAUAGCAGUAAUGGUGUGCCGGAGUUGCAGUCCUCCAAGGAGGAGCGACUGCGCAGAUUCACCUCCUCGGGAGGCAGCAUGAUUCCUAUUUCGGAGUGCCCUGACUUGGACAACAGUCCCAAGAUGAUCAGAACCCCGUUGCUGUCCGGUGGAAGCUUCCAGGAUGUUUCAAUCAAAGUCAACAACGAAACAGGAUCCUCCAGUAAGGAGCGCAAGCUGAUGGCACUGGUCAGUGGCAGUGGACUUCUCGGCCUUAGUUCAGGUCCGCAGCACUUUCAAUUUCCGCCCAUUAAUUCGAUAACUGCCUUCAAUCCGCUAACGCUGCCACCGAUGAGCGGUGGAGAUAAAAGCACUCCAGUAACACCAAUACCUCAUGUGCCUGGAAUGCCAGGACCCGGUAGUCUGACACCACAAAUGCCGCUACUGCCGCCUCCACCUCAGCAGCUACAGUUACCAGUUUCCUCUAGUCGAGGUCGCAGUCCAAAUCGAAAGCAACCCAGCCCUCUGCUGUUGGGAGGAGGAUCCGGUGAACUGAAGGCCCUAUCGCCAUUUGGCGGAGUUCAGAAUGUGCCAAGCGAAUUCAGUCGGCAGCCACCAACUCCAGCCCAGCGACAGGCUCUGCAAUGGAACAGCAAGGAGACACCGAAGAAAACACCAUUUAACUUUCUCCGCAUGGCUGAUAAUCUGAAGACCUCUGAACCUGAAGUACGGCACUUUAAUCUGGAAAAUGUUAUUGCUGGGAAACCUCAAGAGUUGCCUCUAACACCACUACAUGUUGAUACUCCUAACGGAAACCCUGCCGAAGAGGCCGGUCCAGUAGCCAGUUCCUCAUCAUCGGCUAAGUCCAAGUUUCUGCGGCCCACUAGUUUGCCACUAAAACCUGGUACCUUCACUCCUAAACGCCAUCAUGGCAUUACACCGACAGCCAAUACAUUGCCGCUGAUCUCGCCGGAGACCCCCAGGCCGUCCAAAUCCUGUGUGCAACUGUAUCUCAACGGACAUGCCUACACAUAUCUCGGCCUCAAAUGCAGCACAAAGAUGUUUUACUGUACGGUGAACUGCCCACAGCCUUCGUAUGUCGCCGGAAUGCACAAACUUUCGAUGUAUAGCGUUUGGCAGGUAUGCGAGGAGAACCAGCCACAUCCACUUGGAUUCAAACUAAAGCAAGUUAUGGCUCUCUACGACUCCCGUCAAAGGAUGUUAGGAAAUGGCAGCUCCACCGCUAUGGCUGGAUCGGGAAAACUUAGCUACAAUUUAGUCGCUUCGCAGCAAAUCGUGUCCUCCCCCUCGACGUCCUCCGCCAGCAGUGCCUUCUAUCAAGGGCCCCUAAAGGCCCCACCCACUGUCACGAUUGCCGCGCUCAGUGAGGCAAAUGUGGCGGCCAAGGCGAAUGAGGAGGCACAGGCCAAAAAGUUAGAGACAAGUCCGUCUGGGCAGCCCCUGGUGGGUGGCUACGAGUCUCAUGAGGAUUAUACGUAUAUCCGGGGCCGAGGAAGGGGAAGAUAUGUGUGCUCCGAGUGCGGAAUUCGCUGCAAAAAGCCGUCGAUGCUUAAGAAGCAUAUUCGCACUCACACGGAUGUGAGGCCAUUCACAUGCAGCCAUUGCAACUUCAGUUUCAAGACGAAGGGAAACCUGACCAAGCACAUGCAAUCUAAAACUCACUUUAAGAAGUGCAUUGAACUGGGUAUAAAUCCGGGACCAAUGCCACCCGACAGCGAGUUCUUGGAUGUUGAUAUGGACUUUGACCAGCAGUCAUCCACUUCGGCAGGAGGACGCACAUCAUCGAUGGCUGGGGAAUCUGAUUCCGAUGACUACAGUGAUAACGAAUCUGAGAGUAGUGAUACGGAUGAGUCCAAGUCCCGACUAAAAGAGCACGAAGCUGCCAGAGGCCUGCUCUCGUUAUCAAUGACGCCUCCAAUUCCGCAAAGCGUAUCGCCUUAUCCACAGUUGCAGGAUACACCCCUACCAGCGGCUAGUCCUGCCAACAGCAUUGGCUCUUCCGGCUCGCAGCCUAAGAGAUUAGUGUGCUCGUUCACUUCGCCGAAGCCACCUUUUGACUACCAGAAGCAGGAACAGUAUUACUCCAAUCCGGAGGAGUCCAAACCGAAACGCAGUGUGGCCAGCGAGGAGAGUGCUCCCAUGGAUCUCACUAAGCCGCGCGGCUCCAUCCUAUCAAUUUCCCCCUCACCUGUUCCGCAGCCCGCCCAUGAUCUUCCCAAAUCGCAGGCCCAACAGAUGCACGAUGUUAUCUUCGGCACCUCCGGCAACGAAAGCGGUUUCAUGAAGACUCUGAUCUCGGUUUCGGACAAAGUGCGGAUAUCUGCCGAAAUGGAAGAACAGGCCAAGCACGAGGCGGAGGGUGAGGAUGUUCAACUACAGACCUACAUAAAGGAGCAUGCACUGCAUCAAGCCAAGAUAAAGCAGAGUCAGUUCAGCCGCAGCUAUCUGAUCAACACUCUAUACACAGCAGCAUCGCCUGUAAUCAGCAGUAGUAGCACUCUCUUUACCACCAACAGCAGGCCCGUCAUGAGUGUAAAUGAGGUUCCUAGCAUCGAAGUUCACGAAGUAAAGACACCAGAAGCCACUGAACCACCUCGUAGUGCACCUGUAAUGGCUGCAGUUAUUCCAACAUCACUUCCUGCUCAGAUUGGCCAGGAAGAAAACGAGGAGAACGAGAUCAAACCGGAUCAGGAGAAACCUAAUGUCGCGGAGCCACACAAUGCCAAUUUGCCUGCUGCAGUGCAGCAACCGGAUGUCAAUGAUUUUAGUGGAGUACUUGGAAAUCCGCCUGCACCACCAGCAGCAUCUGUAGCUACUUCAGUAACCACAACAACAGCUGCACCUGUCCCCCCGUCAUCCACUGCCAACUCAACUCAGCCCACCCAGCGUACUGUGAUUGUGGGCGAAGAUGGCUUCAAAAGCUCCACUCCCACUAGCAAGAGCGCCGAUCUCCAGCAUGUAUCCUAUGGCAGAGGAGUGCCGCCAGCACCCAUUGCAGGCGAUGCGCGUCCCACCUGUACCAUCUGCGCCAAGACGUUCCAGCGGCAGCAUCAGCUGACCCUGCACAUGAAUAUUCACUACAUGGAGCGAAAGUUUAAGUGUGAGCCAUGCAGCAUAUCCUUCCGCACGCAAGGGCAUCUGCAGAAGCACGAGCGAUCGGAAGCGCACAAAAACAAGGUUAUGAUGACGUCGACUUUUGGCGUGCCAACCACCUCGAACCCGCGACCCUUCGAGUGCACCGACUGCAAGAUCGCCUUUCGCAUCCAUGGGCAUUUGGCCAAGCAUUUGCGCUCUAAGACGCAUGUUCAGAAGCUGGAAUGCCUGCAGAAGUUGCCCUUUGGAACCUAUGCAGAAAUUGAACGUGCAGGUAUUAGUCUCACUGAAAUCGAUACAAGCGACUGUGAAAACUCGUUGAUAUCACUAAAGUUGCUGGCCCAAAAACUGCUAGAGAAGGAUCCUAGUAAGCUCAGUAGCUACACCACACCCUCUGGCAUGAUGCAGCUGGCCCAGGAUGCAACAGGUCCUGUCUCGCAGGAUAGUGCGUCCGAGGAUGGCUUUAGUGCCGCCAUUGCCUCGGCUAUAGCUUCGCUGGACAACGACAGUGCUGGCAACACACCCAAGAGAGCCAGCUCGAUGUCCGAGGAUGAAACGGUGGCCAAUGGCCUCAACAAUAGUCUGAAGCGUCGUUUACCGGGCAGUUUCAGCAGUACGGGCGAGGAGAGCGAUAAUCCACCGGAAAGCACUGGCGAAAAGCGGGCUCGUUCUGGCCAGGAGCUGCCUGUUCCCGUGGCUGCUUCAGCAGCGGCAAGCAACUGACAGUACAUGUACAUGCUGCAGCCCAGCUGAGGUUAUCAGUAUCCCGCGGUCUACCACCGGGACACCGGUCAGUACGGCAUCUACAAUUCCAGGAUCGAGAGCCGCCAUGACCAAACCACCUCCAACGAGCGCAUAUCAAAUGUCUAAGCAUAUCGCAUUUGGGCACACACACAACUUAUUCUAGCUAGCCUAUAAGACCCACCACUCCUUGAUGAUAGGCCCAACUAAUAUUGGGCUAAUCGCGGGUAGUAAUCAAACGAUAGGGGAGCCAGAUAAGCGAGUCACCUAUUCCAGUGUAAACACUCUAGGGGGAAUACCCUAAAAUAAUCUUAUACAAAGCCUUUUACGGUGUUAAAAGGCAGUCACCCCACACAGAUCGUUUCGAACUGAGUCUUAAGUAUUUAGGUUAAGGAAUCGUCAUCAGCUAGCCCUAGUUAUAAGCCAACCAACAAGCACACUUAUAAAUCUAUAUUACUAUAUAAACACUAAACCAUAAUUUGUUUUCGAAAUGCAUAAAUGCAAAAACUUCUGAUGUGCUGUGAGUCUAUCUACAAAUGUAAAGAUCCGAGAGCGAGAAAAGUGUGUUAUUUUUAAGGCCUAGCCCCAAAAAUAAACCCCCAAACCGAACCAGAACCCCCACAGAAAGUAUAUUGGUUUUCUAUGCCCAGAUCCAAAUUUAACCAUCUGAAAAAUCACGUAGUUCUUCCUUAUUUCAAAUUGUUAUCACACCAAGUUUUAACGAGCAACUAAGAGCGGUGAAUGAAAAAUUAUGUAUACACCUAGUUUGGUUUUAAUUCUUUAAACAACGAGACCACGAGACUCAUUUAAUUGUUUGUUUUAAUUUUGUAUUUGGCAGAAGAGAAACGAAAUGAUGAAAAAUUGCUAACUGUAAAUAAUCAAUAUGUUGUCAUAUAUGUAUUAAGCGGUAGGUUAGAUAAACAAACUACACAAAGUUGAUAGAGA
Messenger RNA from Drosophila yakuba, 9688 nucleotides. It is a transcript of the gene shn, whose product is annotated as pneumococcal serine-rich repeat protein. Gene Ontology annotation, cellular component: nucleus. NCBI's taxonomy places the organism in Eukaryota, Metazoa, Arthropoda, Insecta, Diptera, Drosophilidae. Gene Ontology annotation, biological process: regulation of transcription by RNA polymerase II. The record is from RefSeq and is a predicted model, not a curated record. Gene Ontology annotation, molecular function: DNA-binding transcription factor activity, RNA polymerase II-specific; RNA polymerase II cis-regulatory region sequence-specific DNA binding; zinc ion binding. The transcript is spliced from 8 exons. The coding region runs from base 989 to 8725 and encodes 2578 amino acids.